AUGGACGUAGACGUGGACGUGGACGUGGACGUGGACUUCGACUUGGACGUGGACGUGGACGUGGACGUGGACGUCGACGUCGACGUGGACGUGGACGUGGACUUGGACAUGGACGUGGACGUAGACGUGGACGUGGACGUGGACAUGGACAUGGACGUGGACGUGGACGUGGACGUAGAAAUGGACGUGGACGUGGACGUGGACGUCGGCGUGCACGUGCACGUGGACAUGGACGUGGACGUGGACGUGGACGUGGACGUGAACGUGGACGUGGACGUGGUCGUGGACGUGGACGUGGACAUGGACGUGGACGUGGUCGUGGACAUGGACGUGGACGUGGAGGACGUGGACGUGGAGGACGUGGACGUGGACGUGGAGGACGUGGACGUGGACGUGGAGGACGAGGACGAGGACGUGGACGUGGACGUGGACGUGGACGUGGACCUGGACGUGGACGUGGACGUGGACGUGGACGUGGACGUGGACAUGGAUGUGGACGUGGACGUGGACGCGGACGUGGACGAGGACGCGGACGUGGACGAGGAUGCGGACGUGGCCGCGGACGUGGACGCGGACGCGGACGUGGACGAGGACGCGGACGUGGACGCGGACGCGGACUCGGACGUGGACGGGGACGCGGACGUGGACGCGGACGUGGACGUGGACGGGGACGUGGACGUGGACCUGGACGUGGACGUGGACGUGGACGUUGACGUGGACGUGGACGUGGACGUGGACGUGGACGUGGACGUGGACGUGGACGUGGAGGUGGACGUGGACGUGGAGGUGGACGUGGACGGGGACGUGGAGGACGACGUGGACGUGGAGGACGUGGACGUGGACGUGGACGUGGAGGACGUGGACGUGGACGUGGACGUGGACAUGGACGUGCACGUGGACGUGGACGUGGACGUGGACGUGGACGUGGACGAGGACGUGGACGUGGACGUGAACGUGGACGUGGACGUGGUCGUGAACGUGGACGUGGACGUGGUCGUGGACGUGGUCGUGGACAUGGACGUGGACGUGGACCUGGACCUGGACGUUGACGUGGAAGAGGACGUGGACGUGGACGUGGAGGACAUGGACGUGGACGUGGACGUGGACGUGGACGUAGAAGUGGACGUGGACGUGGACGUGGACGUGGACGUGGACCUGGACGUGGACCUGGACGUGGACGUGGACGAGGACGAGGACGUGGACGUGGACGUGGACGUGGACGUGAACGUGGACGUGGACGUGGUCGUGGACGUGGUCGUGGAUGUGGACGUGGACGUGGACCUGGACCUGGACGUUGACGUGGACGAGGACGUGGACAUGGACGUGGAGGACAUGGACGUGGACGUGGACGUGGACGUGGACGUAGAAAUGGACGUGGACGUGGACGUGGACGUGGACCUGGACCUGGACCUGGACGUUGACAGGCACGUGGACGUGGACAUGGACGUGGACGUGGAGGACAUGGACGUGGACGUGGACGUGGACGUUGACGUGGACGUGGACGUGGACGUGGACGUGGACCUGGACGUGGACGUAGACGUGGACGUGGACGUGGACGUGGACAUGGACGUGGACGUGGACGUGGACCUGGACGUGGACGUGCACGUGGAGGUGGACGUGGACGUGGAGGUGGACGUGGACGUGGAGGUGGACGUGGACGGGGACGUGGAGGACGACGUGGACGUGGAGGACGUGGACGUGGACGUGGACGUGGAGGACGUGGACGUGGACGUGGACGUGGACAUGGACGUGCACGUGGACGUGGACGUGGACGUGGACGUCGACGUGGACGAGGACGUGGACGUGGACGUGAACGUGGACGUGGACGUGGUCGUGAACGUGGACGUGGACGUGGUCGUGGACGUGGUCGUGGACGUGGACGUGGACGUGGACCUGGACCUGGACGUUGACGUGGACGAGGACGUGGACGUGGACGUGGAGGACAUGGACGUGGACGUGGACGUGGACGUGGACGUAGAAGUGGACGUGGACGUGGACGUGGACGUGGACGUGGACCUAGACGUGGACCUGGACGUGGACGUGGACGAGGACGAGGACGUGGACUUGGACGUGGACGUGGACGUGGACGUGAACGUGGACGUGGACGUGGUCGUGGACGUGGUCGUGGAUGUGGACGUGGACGUGGACCUGGACCUGGACAUUGAUGUGGACGAGGACGUGGACGUGGACGUGGAGGACAUGGACGUGGACGUGGACGUGGACGUGGACGUAGAAAUGGACGUGGACGUGGACGUGGACGUGGACGUGGACCUGGACCUGGACGUUGACGUGCACGUGGACGUGGACAUGGACGUGGACGUGGAGGACGUGGACGUGGACGUGGACGUGGACGUUGACGUGGACGUGGACGUGGACGUGGACGUGGACCUGGACGUGGACGUGGACGUGGACGUGGAUGUGGACGUGGACGUGGACGUGGACAUGGACGUGGACGUGGACGUGGACCUGGACGUGGACGUGCACGUGGAGGACAUGGACGUGGACGUGGACGUGGACGUGGACGAGGACGAGGACGUGGACGUGGACGUGGACGUGGACGAGGAGGACAUGGACGUGGACGUGGACGUUGACGUGGACGUGGACAUGGACGUGGACAUGGACGUGGACGUGGACGUGGACAUGGACGUGGACGUGGACGUGGACGUGGACGUGGACGUUGACGUGGACAUGGACCUGGACCUGGACCUGGACGUGGACGUGCACGUGGACGUGGACGUGGAGGACAUGGACGUGGACGUGGACGUGGACGUUGACGUGGACGUGGACGUGGACGUGGACAUGGACGUGGACGUAGACGUGGACGUGGACGUGGACGUGGACGUGGACGUGGAGGACAUGGACGUGGACGUGGACGUGGACGUGGACGUAGAAAUGGACGUGGACGUGGACGUGGACGUGGACGUGGACCCGGACCUGGACGUUGACGUGCACGUGGACGUGGACAUGGACGUGGACGUGGAGGACAUGGACGUGGACGUGGACGUGGACGUUGACGUGGACGUGGACGUGGACGUGGACGUGGACCUGGACGUGGACGUGGACGUGGACGUGGAUGUGGACGUGGACGUGGACGUGGACAUGGACGUGGACGUGGACGUGGACCUGGACGUGGACGUGCACGUGGAGGACAUGGACGUGGACGUGGACGUGGACGAGGACGAGGACGUGGACGUGGACGUGGACGUGGACGUGGACGAGGAGGACAUGGACGUGGACGUGGACGUUGACGUGGACGUGGACAUGGACGUGGACAUAGACGUGGACGUGGACGUGGACAUGGACGUGGACCUGGACGUGGACGUGGACGUAAACGUUGACGUGGACAUGGACCUGGACUUGGACCUGGACGUGGACGUGCACGUGGACGUGGACGUGGACGUGGAGGACAUGGACGUGGACGUGGACGUGGACGUUGACGUGGACGUGGACGUGGACAUGGACGUGGACGUAGACGUGGACGUGGACGUGGACGUGGACGUGGACAUGGACGAGGACGAGGACGUGGACGUGGACGUGGACGUGGACGUGGACGUGGACGUGGACAUGGUCGUGGACGUACGCGUGAACGUGGACGUGGACAUGGACGUGGACGUGGACGUGGACGUGGACAUGGUCGUGGACGUGGACGUGGACGUGGACGUGGACAUGGACGUGGACGUGGACGUCGAGGUGGACGUGGACGUGGACAUGGACGUGGACGUGGACGUGGACGUGGACGUGGAGGAGGUGGACGUGGAGGACGUGGAGGAUGUGGACGUGGAGGACGUGGACGUGGACGUGGAGGACAUGGACGUGGACGUGGACGUAGACGUGGUCGUGGACGUGGACGUUGACGUGGACGUGGACGUGGUCGUGGACGUGGAGGACUUGGACGUUGACAUGGACGUGGACGUGGACGUGGACGUGGACAUGGUUGUGGACGUGGACGUGGACGUGGACAUGGACGUGGAUGUGGACGUGGACGUGGAAAUGGACGUGGACGUGGACAUGGAUGUGGAUGUGGACGUGGACGUGGAGCUUGCCUGGUCGACGAGCGUGCCUGGUCCAUGGGCUUGCGUGAUCCAGGAGCUUGCCUGGUCCAGGAGCUUGCUUGGUCCAGGAGCUUGCCUGGUCCAGGAGCUUGCCUUGUCUAGGAGCUUGCCUGGUCCAGGAGCUUGCCUCGUCCAAGAGCUUGCGUGGUCGAGGAGCUUACCUGGUCCAGGAGCUUGCCUCGUCGAAGAGCUUGCCUGGUCCAGGAGCUUUCCUGGUCCAGGAGCGUGCUUGGACAAGGAGCUUGCCUGA
Closterium sp. NIES-65 is the source of this 4302-nucleotide messenger RNA. The record is from the annotation of a GenBank genome assembly. NCBI's taxonomy places the organism in Eukaryota, Viridiplantae, Streptophyta, Zygnematophyceae, Desmidiales, Closteriaceae.